Sitophilus oryzae (rice weevil) is the source of this 1447-nucleotide messenger RNA. RefSeq lists its product as uncharacterized. NCBI's taxonomy places the organism in Eukaryota, Metazoa, Arthropoda, Insecta, Coleoptera, Curculionidae. The transcript is spliced from 2 exons. The record is from RefSeq and is a predicted model, not a curated record. Bases 361 to 708 code for a protein of 115 amino acids. Gene Ontology annotation, biological process: negative regulation of biosynthetic process.
UUGCAACUACUGUCAAAGUCAAAUUCAUGUAGAUCAAUAUAAUCAAAUCUUGAUCAAUAUAAAAAAACCUAUAGGAAUUUUACCUUUUUACGUCUAUUGGAUUAAGUGGGCGGAAAUAAAUAGUUCCUGACAGGGAUAAAUUUUAAAUUUAGUAUAUCAAGGUAUUUUUCCUAUAAACGUUUUUAAAAUGUAAGUCAUGGUCUCUAUGUAUUGAGUCUUUGUAUAUUAUUUGUUCUGCAUUAGUGAAUGUGAAACAGCUUCUAAAACACAGGAAAUUAAUAAUUUGCAAGUUUCCUCUUAUCAAUAUUGAUAAGCUUAUCUUGAUAAGUGAAUAUUAAAAAGAGGUGCAUUUAUCUCCCAAUGCCAUACAUAUUAGUAAGAGGUAACCUAGCUGCAUAUGGGCAAAGAUAUCCUUGGCGAGUUUUGGUUUCAGGGUUAAAAAGUGCUGAUAUUGAGCAACUUAACCGUUUUGCUUCAGGGGGAUAUUGUGACGAUUCUACAAUUGUUUAUAUGCAACAUCCUUGUGUUAUUUUAACUGCCUUGGAAGUUUUAGGGUAUACAGUAGUAGCUUCUUCCAGUACCAGUGUAAAACAGGACUACAAUGAAUAUAUGUGGACAAUGAGAAGGGAAUUUACAGAACCAGAUCCUACAACUGUUUCACCAACAAAAGAUAUAGAAAAAAGCAGCUUUGAAAAAACAGAAGUAUAAUUAGUAUUGUAGAGAAGACUACUAAAACAAAAAGACUUCACAGAAUGGAUAUACCUACAAAUAUUUUAAUGUCAUCAGGAACUUAUGCAUAUGUGGCUGUUAAGGCAUCAAUUCAUGCCCAUGAUAGUGCAGUAUUUGGUUUAAAUGAUGUUGAACUUAAAGCUCUAGUCAAAAGAUUCUCAGACUAUCAUAAAGAUGUUAUAAAUGGUGUGUUAUUAAAGGCAGCUCCUCUUGACGUUGUUAAUGCUUUGGGUCAAAUUGGGUAUCGAGUCGUUGCCACAACUGGCGAAGCUGAAAUAGUUUGGACCAUGCAAAGGGAUCUUUAAGAACUAUAAAUCAUUUAUUAUUAUUAAACUCUAUAUGUUAUGCUGUAUUAAUAAUUGAAAAAAAGGCUGGGGGUAUUUUGCCGCUGGGUUAAGAACCAAAAAAUACCUUAUAGAUAAUAUAUAAAAUAUCAGCGUUUAUAUUUUUUUGAAUAAAUGUAAACUCUAUUUAUACACUUGAAUAGCAAAGCAAUAACAAUUUAUUGAGCUUAAUAAAAUAUAUCAUUUUUGUAUUAGAAAAUAAUGUUAUACCUUUAAGUCUGAAAACUUUAAAUGUUGAUUAUUUUUGAUAUUGGGUCUUCUAAUAAAUGCUAUAAAUUAUAAUAAUGGUCUAAAAGGCUCUAACCAUAUUUUUGCUAUAUGUGUAACUUCUGUUUUAUUUAAGAUCUAGGUGUUUCUAGUAUAAAUAUUUGUAU